Lycium barbarum (goji berry) is the source of this 1001-nucleotide messenger RNA. Its product is annotated as transcription factor bHLH84-like. NCBI's taxonomy places the organism in Eukaryota, Viridiplantae, Streptophyta, Magnoliopsida, Solanales, Solanaceae. The record is from RefSeq and is a predicted model, not a curated record. Gene Ontology annotation, cellular component: nucleus. Gene Ontology annotation, biological process: regulation of transcription by RNA polymerase II. The coding region runs from base 1 to 960 and encodes 319 amino acids. Gene Ontology annotation, molecular function: RNA polymerase II cis-regulatory region sequence-specific DNA binding; DNA-binding transcription factor activity, RNA polymerase II-specific; protein dimerization activity. The transcript has 5 exons.
AUGGAGCCUGUGGCAUCGAUGCCCGAAGGAGAUUGGAGCUCCUUUAGUGGAAUGUCUUUUACUGAGGAGGCUGAUUUCAUGGCACAGUUGCUUGGUAACUGUUCAAUUCCGAACGAGCUACCAGGUAGUUCUAAUUAUGGAGUUUCCUCCAGUUUUUGGAAUGGUCAUGAAUCAUCAAAUGACACUAAUAAUAGUAUGUAUAAUGGUGGUAAUGGUUAUCUUUUUCCUCCUCCGAGUCAUGAGAGUUACUAUCCAAGUCAUUCUCGGCCUAUCUUGAUGAGAAAUGAUAGUUCAAUAACAACAGAACAUAAUCUGAUGGAUACUAAUAACCCAAUUGAAGCAGAUGACUUCCUUAACCAAGAUGUGAGCAAUGACAGUAUGGAGUUUGAUGAAAGCAUGCCUGGAGCUGUUCUUGAUGGAAAAGGCUUGCAUCUAGGAAGAACAGAUUAUGAGCAAUUUCCGGAAGAUAAAAUGGAUCGUCCAUCAGAGAGCUCUAAGAAAAGAUCCCGGUUGCAUGGUCCUGCUUGUCAUGUCCCAAAGAACAAGAGAAGCGCAAAGCUGGAAACGGACCUUAAGAUGUGCGAGACAGGUGGAAAAAACAAGGCUGUGCUUAAGAGGCAGAACUCUAUGAUCAGUUGUUGCUCAGAAGAUGAAUCUAAUGUUUCUCACGAGUUGACCCGAAAAUCCAGAGCCAGUAGGGGUUCAGCAACUGAUCCCCAGAGCUUGUAUGCCAGGAAAAGACGUGAGAGGAUUAAUGAGAGAUUGAAGAUCUUACAGAGUCUCAUCCCUAACGGUACCAAGGUUGACAUUAGCACCAUGCUUGAAGAGGCAGUCCUGUAUGUCAAAUUUUUGCAACUCCAAAUCAAGCUCUUGAGCUCUGAUGAUCUAUGGAUGUAUUCUCCCAUUGCGUACAACGGAAUGGACCUUGGGCUCGAUCUGAGGAUUGGCAUUCCAAAAUGAUAACGUUGAAAAGCUCGUGACAUGGCUGUGCUGGGUUUCUG